AUGCCCGGCUCUCCGUUUCCCCACAUCGGCCCCUGCGCUAUAGAGCUUCGGCCCCUCGGUAAAUCCACCGAGGGGCCGGGAGCUUAUGCGCAAUCCAAUCCCGCACCCAGCUCAACGCAAAGCAAAAUGAAAGUCCUCCGGGCCCAGCCCAGAUAUCAGCCUCUCCAGUUCCUCCUCCCGGCCUUCCAAGCCCCCCAUUCCCGCGCGCUCUCCACGUCCGUGUGCGCGUCCGGACCCUCGAAUGCCUCUUCGCACUCCUCUAUGCCUGCGCCCGCACCCACAGCAGCUCCCCAUAACGCACGAUGGCUGUCAGGUAUCAAAGCCCGGAUAGGCAAGUGCGUCAUGUUUGGCAUGUCCCCACAGCAGACGAGACGAGCGGCCACCGUGCUGAAGGCCGUCGGCGGGGAGUGGAGGGACCUGGUAGCUGGACGAGAGGGGUUCCUGGUGGGCAGGAAGAGGGCGGGCUUGUUGAGACAGGGCGUUGUGUGGGGGGAGAUGGACCGUAUGGAACAUGUCAAUAACGUCAUGUAUAUCAGAUACGCCGAGUCGGCUCGGAUCAAUUGGGCGUAUAACUAUGCGGUACACCUUGAUCCAGAGCAUAGGCGCGAGUGGAUGGAGUCCGUCACGCCCAACGGUAUUGGGAUGAUCCUCAGAUCCAUGAAGACGGAUUACAAAUUCCCCAUGACCUGGCCAGACCACAUCUCCGUUUUCCACAAGCUCUCCCACCUCCCCUCGGAGUCGGAGUCAUCCUUCAUUCUCGACGUCAUGAUCCUCUCGGAACUGCACCAGAGGCCUGCGGCAAGGUGUGUAGAGGAUAUCGUGGUUUACGACUACAAGAAGGGGAGGAAGACGGCCAUCCAGCCCUUCAUGAUGAAAGCGUUCGAGCAGACGUGGGCCGAGCAACAAGCUGAACAAUCAAGAGUAGAGAAGAGAGUCCAAGAAUUGGAGGGGAGCGUGCGAGAUCUCGAAAAAGAAACCUGGGACAGAGUGGAUGCCGUUGAGGACAUGGGCCCAGGUCGCUAG
Molecule: messenger RNA, 1023 nt
Organism: Drepanopeziza brunnea f. sp. 'multigermtubi' MB_m1
Lineage: Eukaryota; Fungi; Ascomycota; Leotiomycetes; Helotiales; Drepanopezizaceae
Cellular component (GO): mitochondrion
Molecular function (GO): fatty acyl-CoA hydrolase activity
Source: RefSeq, a predicted model, not a curated record